Bolinopsis microptera is the source of this 2240-nucleotide messenger RNA. RefSeq names its product PHD finger protein 12-like. Gene Ontology annotation, biological process: negative regulation of transcription by RNA polymerase II. Gene Ontology annotation, cellular component: Sin3-type complex; nucleus. NCBI's taxonomy places the organism in Eukaryota, Metazoa, Ctenophora, Tentaculata, Lobata, Bolinopsidae. The record is from RefSeq and is a predicted model, not a curated record. The coding region runs from base 1 to 1872 and encodes 623 amino acids. Gene Ontology annotation, molecular function: transcription corepressor activity; protein binding. The transcript has 10 exons.
AUGUCUAAAAAAGAAAAGAAUUUAUCUUCCCUGGAAAACAUUUCUUAUGAAAAUGGGGACGGUCUCACCGAGCACAUAGCAAAGUUGAUAGCACCGCCUGGGAGCGUAUCUCUCAGCUACCAGGAGCACGAGAGGAUUGGUAAGACUAAAGGUGUGAAACCCAACAACGACUUCUGCAGCUACUGCAGCGAGGGUGGAGGGCUAAUAUGCUGCGAGAAGUGUCCUGCUGCCUACCAUUACCACUGCUGCGAACCCCCACUGGAUCCGAACAACUUGCCGUCAGAGGAAUGGUUAUGUAACAGCUGCACCCCUCCCCAACCCAUCUCAGUCGUCAAUCCUUCUAACAAAUAUUUGACGAAUGCAGUGUUCGACAUUGGCCCUGUUCCAACUCCUUACGAACUACCAGAGGAGUUACUACCCACUUCAGAUCUUCCCGGUUCCGAGCUGCAAUCACGGAAACGCCGUCACUUGAACCCCGUUUCCGCGGAACAAAGCAAAAGAAAAUUCAAUUCCUCCUAUCCAUACGAUCUUCAGAAUUUCACGGCAACUCCAGUGUGUUUCAAAUGUGAUAAGAGCGAUCGAGGACAUAGACCCUUGAUUUUCUGCUGUUACUGCCCCCUGGCGUUUCACCUCGACUGCAUAUAUCCGCCCCUGCCAUUCCGUCCCACCGGAAUGUGGAUGUGUCCCUUACACCCGCAAUACAGCAUUCCUAAGUUCCACUCUCUACGAUUGAGUACCAGAAUACUGGCUCACGAAAGUGCCCUGGAGCCUGUUAACGAACAUGCUGUCCGCACCAAGUUUCUGAAGAGAGCUAAAAAGUGUCAAAAUUCGAUAGAAACAGUUCAGAGAAUGACCACGAUACCGGGUGCGGUGGAACAGUAUUACAAGAUAGGACUGGUUUUCUGUCGCAGCAACGUCUCCACCAAAAGCCCGAAAUCUCUAAAGGAACUGAGUGCGGCUAAAGUUUCUGAUAACAUGGUUAAGUCUGAGAGCAGUCCGGCUAGGGUGUCUAGUUUCUGUACAUUAAACGGGUGCAAGCACGCCGCCAAACAGUGCAAGCAUUAUCAUGGUGAGAGUUCUGGGCUGCUUCCUACCAACAGUGCUAAGAAAAAGCCAAUGAGACCUGUUAAAAAGGAGGACGGUGGAAGAUUGGAUGUUCCGAAGCGAGAUAAUGGUCUCAAAGCCCCGGAUAUAAACAAAUUGCUAGACAGUAUGCCAGAGAAUGCAAUAAGAAAAUUAGCGGCUCAAUUUCUCGAACAGAACCACGCUUUGUCAGUUGGGUCAGGGAUACCAAAUGGGGGAAUCGUGUCGAAAGACCCCUCACUGCUCCCUCCACCUCCCUCGCAAUUUUCCAUCCCUCAGCCUCCGACUCCUUCUACUCCCCAUAAAGUUUCAGAGAACUGUUUGCCGCUCUCGCACGUGGUGGCACACUCCUUCCUCAUACAAGGGGACACAAAAUACUCGAUCAAGAAGAACUCCUUCGUUAUCGGAAUAGGUCACCGUGCGGAUCUGAAACUGGAGCCGGACGUGUGUAACGCAGUCUCUCUCCGUCACUGCUGUAUCCUGUUCGACAAGGUUACCGGUAUCCACGAACUUCUGAACUACUCCGAGUACGGUACGGUUGUUAACUCCCUGUUUUACGGUUGCAGCUCCACCCCCCACUCCGUCACCCGGUGUAUCUGCUCUCCCAAGGUCCCCGUACAUGGGUGGGAGGGACCCUGUCAGUUGCCCAACGGAGCCGAGAUCCAAGUGGGCUGCCACAAUUUUACUUUCCGAACUAACCCCGAGUUUGCUUGGAGCCCCGAGCUGGUUAUACACUCGGAUAGGGGACACGCUGAACAGGCUCCGCACAACCUCGAUUUUUUGUCAUGAUGUGUUUGUGUCAGCUGAUUUUGUGCACUUUAAACUCCCACAUGCCCGGUUAAUGUAAAGGACCGUCCACCAUAGUAAUUUAUCAGUCCCCUAAAUUUGUUCAAUGGAUUAUAUUAGCGGACGAUCUUGAUCAGUUAUCAGCUCCGACUAAAUUCUAGAAUCUGGCAUCCAGAUUUCAGCUUGAGUUAAUCCAUGUUGGUUUAGUACCGUAAAUCGAAUUUAAGGAAUUGAGUUGUUUGUUGGUAGAAUAUGGCAUGUGCCCCAGAAACCCUGUAAAUAGAUACUCUUAAUUGAUAUAAACUCUGUUUCUAUGGUAACAAUUGCAAUUUCUAUUUAUUAUCUGCAAUGUACGUUGCACCAUAUUACAA